Molecule: messenger RNA, 711 nt
Organism: Gigantopelta aegis
Lineage: Eukaryota; Metazoa; Mollusca; Gastropoda; Neomphalida; Peltospiridae
Product: zinc finger MYM-type protein 1-like
Exons: 1
Coding region: 1-711 (236 amino acids)
Source: RefSeq, a predicted model, not a curated record
AUGGGAACUUGCGUUCUCGACCGCAUUAUUUAUGAAGUGAAAGAGGCCAAGUAUUAUUCCGUGUCUGUUGACUCUACUCCCGAUUUGUCGCACGUAGACCAGCUUACAAUUAUUUUGCGAUGCGUACUGCCACCAGGACCCGUAGAGCGAUUCGUCAAGUUUUUACGUAUGCAGGGGCACAGUGGUGAGCAACUUGAUCAGAACCUGAGUGACUUUCUUGCUGAACAUAACAUCAGCCUGAGUGACUGUUGUGGACAGUCAUAUGAUAACGCCAACAACAUGUCUGGCAGGUACAAUGGAAUGCAGGCGCAUGUUCGAAAGCUAAAUCCAUUAGAAGAGUAUGUGCCAUGUGCUGAACACUCACUCAAUUUGGAGGGUCAGUUCGCAGCCUCAUGUUGCGAACAGGCAACAAUGUUCUUUGUUUUCAUACAGAGUUUAUAUGUAUUUUUCUCUGCAUCGACGUACCGUCGGUCUGUACUAACUGAUGCAUUGUCUGAGAUCACACUACCGUGUGUAAAGCACAUGUCUGACACAAGAUGGUCGGCCCGAGUUGAUGCACUGAAAGCACUGUACAUGGGCUAUAGUCAAAUAAACAACGUCAUCGACAGUAUUGCUGCAGAUGAAAAUCAGAAAGGUGAAUGUCGACAAGAAGCACGUGGGCUUGCAGCAAUGAUGGACCGAUUGGAAACGGGCAUACUAACUGUACUGUGA